Messenger RNA from Notechis scutatus (mainland tiger snake), 2362 nucleotides. RefSeq names its product mitochondrial ribosomal protein L17 (gene MRPL17). Gene Ontology annotation, biological process: translation. The record is from RefSeq and is a predicted model, not a curated record. Gene Ontology annotation, cellular component: mitochondrial large ribosomal subunit; ribosome. Gene Ontology annotation, molecular function: structural constituent of ribosome. Lineage: Eukaryota; Metazoa; Chordata; Lepidosauria; Squamata; Elapidae.
CGCGGCGGCUUCCGGCGGCGAUCCGGCCAUGAGGUUGACGGCGGCGCUCGGCAUCUCCCACGGGCGGCUGCGGCGGCGGAUCGGGCUCGGGCCGCGCUCGCGCCUCGACCUGCUGCGGAAUCUCGUGACGAAACUGGUGCGCCACGAGAGGAUCGAGACCACGCGCGUCCGCGCCGACGAGAUGCGCUUCUACGCCGAGCACUUGAUCGAACACGCCAAGCGCGGCGACGCGGACCCGCAGGCCAUGCGCCUGGCCGACUUCUGGCUGACGGAGAAGGACCUGAUACACAAGCUCUUCCAAGUGCUGGCGCCCCGCUUCGCUCCCCACCAGGGCGGCUACACGCGGAUGGUGCGGAUCCCCAAGAACGACAACCUGGACCGGGCCGAGAGGGCGGUGAUCGAGUACAAGGGCAACCCGCUGCCGCCGCUGCCGCUGCCCCGCCGGGACGGCGAGAAGACGCUGGUCAACCAGCUGCUGAAGGGCUACCGGGAGGAGCGGGGCACGGCCGUGUGACGGAGGCCCGAGAGCCGCCGCCUCCUCCACCCACCCAACCCCGGUCAAUAAAGGCCUCUCUCGGGGCGUCCUGCUUGUUGUCUGGGGCGGGAGAGGGGGAGAGGAGAGGAAGAGGAGGCAGCGCUUCUCUCCCAGCAACUGAGCCUGGAGAGGCCAGGGGUGGAAGUCUUUGCUAAGAACAGUGGUUCUACACACAUGCCACCUCUCCAUUAUAUGGGUAUCCAUUGUGAGAACCAGAAUUUUUUUCCUUCACUACUGUAGAAAGUUAGCACCCACCCCUCUCCUAGAGGAAUGAAAUAUUUUGAGAAAUAUUAAAAAGGCAGAAUAUUAUAUUUCCCUGGAUGAGUAAUGUAGAAACAUGCUCUUGGAAAGCAGGCCCCACCAUCCUUAAAUAGCCCACAGCACUUAAGAGAUAAAGAGAUAGGUAGCAGUUCCCUGCAUCAGGGUCUGAACAAAGGUAGGAUUAGCCCUUGGACACAAUAGGAAUUGGCCAACAAGCCCCUUCAUUGUGUCAGCCAAACUUCAACCAAGUUUAGCUCAGACAAACUCCUGGGAUUUAUACAUAGAAGGCAAUAGAAUACAUGUUCUUGCACAGGAAAAGGAAAUUCCAGUGCAAAGCCCAAGAGAAGGUAUAAAAACCCCUCACUCUGUACUGCAUGUGGUCAGGUGGUCAGAAUAACAUGUGCUUGGUGGUUGUGCUUCAUCAAUAAGUAGACCCCCUUUUCAAUCAGCCUCCAGCCUUCGUUUUGUCUCCAGUGCCUUUCUCCCAGCUUGGAACUGAACCAGAUGGAUAUUUCUUCCAACACGAGAGUAUUGAUGUCUUUGUGGAGGGUUCCUUUCUCCUCUGUGCAUCACAUAUUUCAAUUAAGUUAUUUGCCUCUUGGUUAAGUGUUAUUGUGACCAAAGCCUGGCUCUCCUAAAAGAAUAACUUGGAAGAUACAAGGUGUUUAUUAAGCAAACAAAUAGCUACACUCAGCUCUAAGCUUGCUGAGCAGUCCUGACGAAAAGCAGAGUCACAGUAUAUAUCUUUUGGUAUGAUACGUUACAAAGGUAAGCCAAAGGCAGACGCUAAAUUACAGCAUGAUGUUGGAAUGAUUUUGAUAAACCCACCUGGAUGAUUUUAUUUUCCUGCUAUGGCCAGGGAAUAUAAGCAAUUCAGUUUAUUGGGCCAUCUAUUCCUGAUUUUCCUCCUGGUGCCAUUCAGGGUCAAUUCAGCCAGUUGUGAAUGCUUUAAUACAGGGGUGUCAAACUUGCAGUGUCACAUGAUGAAUCGGGACUUUUCCCCACUUUGCUAAACAAGGUAUGGGCCUAGCUAGCCUGUGAUGCCUUCAGCCCACAGGCUGGGAGUUUGACAGCCCUGCUUUAAUACAAGGUGCUUUAAGCAGUUCAGGUGUGUUUGGAGUGGAGUGGGGUUUCACGUGUGGCAAUGAAUGCUUUGUGCGGGCUGCCUUUUGCCACCUUUUAAGGUCCUUCUCAAGCUCUUCAUAAUCACUUCAGUGUUUCACAAUCAGAAUAGCUUUUUCCUUAAGACAAAAAACACCUGUCCUAACACUUCUGAUUUCUAUUCUUUGCUUUCUGUUUUUAAAUGAGUUAAUUCAUAAAAGGACUGGUCAUCUUAUCUCACUAUCAUGAAGUUUAGAAGAGCCUUUGAUGAGGACUUGGUCAAAGGGUUUUCGAGAGUCAUGUCACAUUGGUUACCCUUACCAGACCCUCUGGUACUGUUGUUUGAAGAACAAGGUGUGAAUUUUUCCUAGGUCAUCUGUUUCUCAUUAAACAAUUUUUCUUGGAUGCCAUCAAACUUGGUAAUUCAUACCUUUGGUACUUUGUCACCUCUCUGAUAAAGUCAAU